Messenger RNA from Folsomia candida, 1221 nucleotides. RefSeq lists its product as uncharacterized. Lineage: Eukaryota; Metazoa; Arthropoda; Collembola; Entomobryomorpha; Isotomidae. The coding region runs from base 36 to 845 and encodes 269 amino acids. The transcript is spliced from 2 exons. The record is from RefSeq and is a predicted model, not a curated record.
GAUUACACCACGCUCUAAUCAAAUAUAAUCUUCAUAUGCAAUUUUUCGACAAAAUGCACUAUUUUACGUUACCACUCCUUCUUGCUGCCGCCACUCUGGGUCCACUUGCCGCCCUUGCGAGAUCUGGCAACCCCACCGAACCGACUUCCACGCUCCCACAAAGUUAUUACCUCCAGUUCAUUCUCGCCAAUUCUCUCCAACUCGGAGAAUCCUGUUCCUGGAAUGACGAAGCCUUCCGUCAAGCUGGUAUGCGCCAGAUGAGAAAAUUUCCCAAAGAUAGCAAAGAAAGCGACCAGGUUUUCGAUAGCAUCGUGUCCAACACGGUAGAAAAACGGAGGACCUUCUGUGUAUUGAAGGAAAUGCUGGUGUGUGACAAGAAUACGGCAACAUGCGUUUGCGGGGAAGUAGAUGUUCAGGUCAGCCUGGGAGUUAGGUAUAAACCGACGGAUUACGUUGCAGAAUUGGACGCCAACACGGGAGCAAACGUGUGUCGUUAUUCUCGAGGGACAGCCUGCAUCCCUGAACAAGCCACAACAGGGGCUGAUACCUUUGAGGCGAAAUGUGCUCAAGGUCUGAGCUGUACUUAUGUCAAGGAUGGAACCACAUGCACUACUGCAUCAACGGUCAACUAUUUGGUGGAUUCGCUGCAAAAAAAGCUAACAUACGAGGAGUACACGGAAGGGAUUUUGACAGGAAAGAUGUGCCAGUGUGCAAAGGAAGAUAACACGGGGACUGAUGAUAACAACAAUUGGAAUGGAAGGUUUAAAAGAAGCCUGUCUGGAGAUGAUGAUACGUAUGCACGAGCAAAAGCUGCAUUGUUGUCGCCGAGAGUGAUGGAAUUGUAAUAAUCUUGAGGGUAAUGGGUUCAUAAAUAAUUUAAGGGAUAUAAAUGAAUAAAAAAACAUAGUUUUCAUUUGGAAUUUUUUGAAGUAACGUAGUAGUAUUAGUGAAAUGCUUUACGUAUUAUUUACGAAAAGUAGUGUAAAAUUUCGUUAAAGUUACAAAUUGGGGUUUCCUUUGCGGUCAGACUUUUAAUUUCUUGCUCAUGGAAAGCGUAUUAAAUAUUCUUUUGUGGCAGAUAUUCCAGAAUAUUUAGACCCAACCUUUCACAUAAGUUGUACUUCGUCAUGUCAAAAGGCAAGCAUAUGCCGUCAAUGUAUUUUUGUGAUGGGAUUCGAUGGGGAUUGAUAAAUAAAUACGUUGACGUGGUACAUACGUAGA